Messenger RNA from Anguilla anguilla (European eel), 2102 nucleotides. It is a transcript of the gene ppp3ccb, whose product is annotated as protein phosphatase 3, catalytic subunit, gamma isozyme, b. Gene Ontology annotation, cellular component: cytoplasm; calcineurin complex. Lineage: Eukaryota; Metazoa; Chordata; Actinopteri; Anguilliformes; Anguillidae. Bases 539 to 2068 code for a protein of 509 amino acids. Gene Ontology annotation, molecular function: calmodulin binding; calmodulin-dependent protein phosphatase activity. The record is from RefSeq and is a predicted model, not a curated record. The transcript is spliced from 14 exons. Gene Ontology annotation, biological process: calcineurin-mediated signaling.
AUGUUGUAGGAAAUCGGUUUGUGGUGGAUUGGAGUUUAAUCCGAGUGAAGACGGAGAGGGGCUGGAAGAUUGAACUGUAAAACCCGUACCAAAUAGGCCUAGAAACAAUGAAAUAGAUAAAAAACGAUUGACAUUUUUUUUAAACUAGACGGAGCGACGUAACCUAUUUGACUUGAAAAUCUAGGGGAACACGGUUGCGUUUUUUCAUUUAUGCAUCUACAUUUUUAUGUUUGCUAGUUUAGAUUAAUUCGGUCAGAAAUUGACAGCAACUGGAGAGCUACCGAAGGACAUAGAAGGCAUUCGAGAAAGGAAAGCGUCCCCCUUACCCCUUCCCCUCUCUGCUUUCACCUCGCAAGCAGCCUGGGAGAAGAAACCCCGUUUAAGGUGCUACUGGUUUAACGUUAGAUUUCGGGGCAAAAGAAUUCAGGUCGCUUGCUCGCUAGCUAAUUUAUCGUGCACUGAGGAAUUGGCUAGCUAACGGUAGCUGGCCACAUAGCUGUAUUUUUCGCACAUUUCCUGACGUGAGACGAAGUGAAACAUGUCAGUGAAGGAGCAGAACAAGCAGUCCACCACCGAACGGCCAAUUAAAGCGGUGCCGUACCCCCCCACCACGCGCCUCUCCAUGAAGGAGCUGUACGAGGACGGGAAGCCCAAGGUGGAGGUGCUGAAGAGCCACCUGGUGAAGGAGGGCCGCCUGGAGGAGGAGGCCGCCAUGCGCAUCAUCAACGACGGAGCCAACAUCCUGCGCCAGGAGAAGUGCAUGCUGGAGGUGGAGGCACCAAUCACAGUGUGCGGCGAUGUGCACGGGCAGUUCUUCGACCUGAUGAAGCUGUUCGAGGUGGGCGGGUCCCCCAACAACACGCGCUAUCUGUUCCUGGGAGAUUACGUGGACCGGGGAUACUUCAGUAUUGAGUGUGUUCUGUAUCUGUGGACCCUGAAGAUCAACCAUCCCACCACACUGUUCCUGCUCAGGGGGAACCACGAGUGCCGACACCUCACAGAGUACUUCACCUUCAAACAGGAGUGUAAAAUAAAGUAUUCCGAGCGCGUUUAUGACGCCUGUAUGGACGCGUUCGACUGCCUGCCCCUCGCCGCCCUCCUUAAUCAGCAGUUCCUGUGCGUCCACGGCGGCCUGUCACCCGAAGUCAGCUGCCUAGAUGACAUCAGGAAAUUAGACAGGUUUAAGGAGCCUCCUGCAUUCGGGCCCAUGUGUGACCUCCUCUGGUCGGACCCGGGGGAGGACUACGGCAGCGAGAAGACUGCAGAACACUUCAGCCACAACAGCGUGCGCGGCUGCUCCUACUUCUACAGUUACCCAGCAGUAUGCGACUUCCUGCAGAACAAUAACUUGCUAUCAGUAAUAAGAGCACAUGAAGCCCAGGACGCAGGGUACCGCAUGUACAGAAAGAGCCAGACCACUGGCUUCCCCUCAUUAAUCACAAUCUUCUCUGCACCAAACUACUUAGAUGUCUACAAUAACAAAGCUGCUGUGUUGAAAUAUGAGAACAACGUGAUGAACAUCCGGCAGUUCAACUGCUCCCCCCACCCGUACUGGCUCCCCAACUUCAUGGACGUCUUCACCUGGUCCCUGCCUUUCGUGGGGGAGAAAGUGACGGAGAUGCUGGUGAACGUGCUGAACAUCUGCUCGGACGACGAGCUCAUGUCGGAGGGAGACGACACGUGCGAAGGUGGGACUCCAGCUGUGCGGAAGGAGGUGAUCCGGAACAAGAUCCGCGCCAUCGGCAAGAUGGCCCGAGUGUUCUCUGUGCUAAGAGAGGAGAAUGAGAGCGUGCUGCAGCUGAAGGGGCUGACUCCCACGGGGACGCUGCCGCUGGGUGUGCUGUCAGGCGGCCGUCAGACUCUGGAGAGCGCCACCGCAGAGGCAGCUGAGGCUAAAGCCAUCCAAGGGUUCAACCCCCAGCACAAGAUCCAGAGUUUCGAGGAGGCCCGCGGCCUGGACCGGAUCAACGAGAGGAUGCCCCCCCGCAAAGACGCCAAGCAGCCGGACGGCAUCGCCGUCAACGCCGCCAACGCGCCCGACAAGAACGGGACCAACGCGCAGGCGUAGACACGCCCACGCCCCCAAACCCCCCCCACCCCCC